This is a messenger RNA of Funneliformis caledonium, 1752 nucleotides long. The record is from the annotation of a GenBank genome assembly. Lineage: Eukaryota; Fungi; Glomeromycota; Glomeromycetes; Glomerales; Glomeraceae.
AUGGCGUUCCAUAGUCAUUACGUCGUAACUGACGAAAGUACCGGUCUCGUUCAUAAUUUAUGUUAUUACAAGGAAUGUAAUGCUUGUGAUGUUUUAAAUGAGGAACCCAAAGAAGCGAGUGGUGCUCCAGCAAGUUCUUUGGAAAAUUCAAGUAAAUCAAUUCGAUCCCACGCUCCUUUAUCAAGUCAAAAAAACGGUGCCAAUAGACCAACAUCUAAAAACAAAAUGGAUAAUGAUUGUACGGAUAAUGGACAGAAGACGCUAAUAAGAACGAUAAAACCUUCACAAAAGAAAGGACCGAUAUUCAAGUUAAAACUUACUUCAGAUAUUAUUAAUGAAGGUUGUCGAGAAAGACGGAGAGCUUACAAAGCUGCAAUGAUGAAUCAAGUUUCACUUGAUUAUUCAUCUGAUGAAUAUCUUGAAAUAGAGACUAGCACGGAACCACCAAUUAAUGUGGAAAAAGACGCUCAUGGUUUCGAAGAAAAUUCUUACAUUGUUGUUGGUGAUUCUGAUGAUGAAUGCAUGGAAAUAGAUGGAACGGAAUUUUCUAAAACAUUUAAUUCACAUACCGAUGAUUCACAUAGUAACUGCGAGACGUGUCCUUCAAGUCCAGCUAGCAAUUCCGAUUCCGAUGUUGUUACUACAAAUUUUCAACAACCAAAGGCGGAUUCGGAACCUAAAGAAUCUACGCGAAAGCCUAUGAAUUCUUUAAUUGACAAAUUUUACUCCGAGAGAUAUUCGAAUAUUAAUGAGAAAGCUUCAAAAUCGCAGGAAGAGUUUGCUAAUGUUCCUGUUUCCGUUACAAGCUCAGUUUCCGAUAAUGCCGUGAUAUCUCAUGAGAACGAAAAGGUUUUAUCGAGAUCUCUUGGAACAUCAGAAUUUCCCAUUGAUUUGGAAAAAGAAGAUGCUGGUUCACCUACUUUUUCAAAUCAUGCAAGUCAAGUUUUAAAUGAAUUAAAUCCUAUGGGAUUUAAAGUUGUGAACUUUAUUCAAAAUCAAGAUAACCCAAUGAUCAAUUGGUUCGAUCGGAAUGAUUUCAACAAAUUUAUGUUGAAUUCUGCGAAGCGUCGAUUAGAAGAGCUCAACAACGUUAAUAGUCAACAUCCUAAAAAAUAUGUUAAACCCAGUGAAAGAUCCUCCUCGGCAACUUCUCAAAGAUGUAACCUAUCAUACGUUCAAAUACCUUUCUUUAAAAACCCAAGAUAUUUAACAUGUGCUCUUACUCACGGUAUAGUUUUUUCAGAUCAACGAAAUCAUGGAUCAAACGUGAUUAAUGAUGAUGAGAGACUUGAGCUUUUUGGAGAUUAUGUUUUAAGCAUAACUAUUUCACAAAUGGCGUACGAAAAAUUUAGAGGAGAAUUAACACCAGAUAUAUUGGAAAAAAUUCAUGAAGAUUUACGUAAUGAUUAUAGACUUUGUAUAUUUGCCAAGAUGUUGAAAUUACAAGAUUUAAUUUAUGCUAGAAAAUCCUUUUUGAAUAUAAAAGAAAUGGGUGAUAUGUUUAUUAAAUUAUUGGCUGCUAUAGUUAUGGAUAGAGGGAAGAAAUUCACGGUUGAUUUUAUUAAAAAGCUUAUUGGACCUACAAUGGAGAAUUUGGUGUUGGAUGGAAAUUUAGUAAGAAUGCGGAUUAAUGAGAUGAUAAACGAGGAAAUACCAAUCAAAAAUGUAAUUGGUGAUCAUCAAAGAUUGUUGUUUGAUCCCCUUUCUGCAAAAUUAUAUAUAGUAAAUAAGUUCACAGGGACAAAGAUGUAA